This is a messenger RNA of Porites lobata, 12111 nucleotides long. Lineage: Eukaryota; Metazoa; Cnidaria; Anthozoa; Scleractinia; Poritidae. The record is from the annotation of a GenBank genome assembly.
CAUCGGAUAACUUCAUUUGGGAACACGCUAAAAGUUAGUCUAGUUCCCGAGAUAACGGCAUAACAUUAGAUUAUUUGUGUUUUUACCAGGGAAUGGAAGAUAUGCCUACGUUUUCGCCAAGCGGAGGGCAACCACUUCUGGUUAGAGGCACAGUUCAAGAAAAUUUCGACGACAAAAUGCCUCUAACAAGUCGGUAUGCAUGGCCUAGAAGUUCGUCGUCGCUAAGUACAAGUAGCUUUCCAAGUAGGAAUAGCAAAAAUCCUUUCUUUGCGAGACAUAACCCGCAUCCACAAAGGGUAAGACAUAUGAAAGGACUUUUAGACAUUCCAGUUUGUACGGUAAUUGAUUCUGGCGUGGAAGAGAAUGUAGGAAGAUACAUGGUUUGCACUCCAACAAUCGACCAAAUGCGCCAAAGACCAUUGAAAUCCAACCAGGGAUUGAGAUUGCCAAUCAAUGCUGAUAAAGUUGUAUUCGCUAAAGAAAAAGCUGUUCCAACCAUCGGAUUGGGUAAGUAUGACGCCUUUUUGAUGUUAAAGAAAACUAUAAUGAUGUUCUAAUUGCACUUAGCAACGAUGAAUUGUUGUGAGUGAGGGACGAUAUGACACCCCUCUUCGAUGUCACUAGCGAACUUGAAUGUCUUAUGUUGCCUUUCUUAAUUAAAGAAAUAGCUUAUUUCCUGUCGCGUUGAAAAAGUAGUCCAUAGAGGUUACGAACUUUGUGUAAAGUUCUGUCCUUCCAAUAACAAAAUGUUUGCGGUAUUUUUCAACAAUGACAUAAACUUCAGCUUUCAUUUAAGUGGCAUUAAUAAAUUGAUUUAUAAAAGCUUCUGGACAGCCAAAAUUUGUGAAUGUUAAUUUACUGUCUGAAAGAAGGAUUUUAAGAAUAAAUAGAGGUAAUCUUUUUCAGGAUUUACGGCCUGGUUUUGUUUGCCUUUCACUUCUGAAUUCAUUGUGAGUUUUUAUAACUACUUAAUAAAUACAACAGUGGUUUCCCUAUUUGUAUGCGACGUUGUUCUGCCAGACAGAUCAAAACUCUUUUUUUAGUCUAAGUCAGUUAGAAAUUCAGUUUUCUAAACUGCUUUUCCUUUAUAAUAGAAUGAACGAAAGGACUUUAAUAUUUAGUUUUAUCCGUAUGCAAAUUUCUUUAGCUUGUCAAAUUGAGCUGAACAUAGCUUAAAGAGGAUUUCCAAUUAUAAUUGUGAAACCAGAGAUAAAUUAUUAAAAAUAAUUUUAAGUGCACAUUGCUUGCUAACGGCUUAAAAAUUAGGCUUAUUGACGUUUACAUAAUGUAUAGAUUUAGCCAGGGCUAAAAGCGAUCAAGCUCUCGAUGAUAUUUAAAGUUUGUUCAAACGAAAUAUAAAAUCGUGUAAUAUGCUAAUAAAUAAGCGGCAAAGGGAACGAGAACGGUGAUAAAACAAUUAACAAUAGGUCUAAUUAGCAAAAAAGCAUCUUUGCACGUGCAGCACACUUUUUUUUGUACAUUUCUUUGCCGUUGCUUUUUGUAUGACUACAACGUGAAAGUUCCAGAAACUUCUUAGUUACACAUUUUUUGGAGGAAAUGUCGUAUGUGUUCUUGUUCACUUUUUGUUUCACUUCUGCUCAUUUUCACCUUGCAUUGGUGGCCGCUAGAAUUCCUCAUGUUGUUACCUCCGCUACAAAAUUUUCAUGUUGUUCUUCCAACAAAAAAAUAGCUCCUUUGUUUUUUUUUAUCUCUCACUCUAGAUCUCUGUCGCCCUUUUUAUUGGUGACCUUCGCUGGCCUGCUGUCUACUUUCUCUGUCUUUCUCCUGCUCUAUAUUCCAAAUUUGUGGACAUGACAAUUAAUCUAAGCUUAAUACUUUAGACAACACGGAUACAGAAACAAUUUCCACUUUCCGUUUUGGUCUUUAUUAAUUACUCUUUAGUUGUGACGCGGGUGGCUAUGUGAUUUCCCGCCAAAAUAACCUCGACUUGCAUUUUGGUUGCCAUACAGGCUGUUGAUUGAGUUAUGUUACAAUGGUAUGCCUGUGGUGUGGACGGACGGUCAGAGACAGUUGGUGUACGGUCAUGUGAUUACCAAAUUUCCUGGGAUGGGUAGAUUUACUUGCCCAUUGUGCUCCGUUGGCGCAUGCUUUGGGCAUGCGUGAGCUUUGCUACUAGUAAAGAGGAAAUGUAAAAAAAGAAAAAAAACUGAAGCAUUUAAAGAUGAUGUUGCCCAAAAUGUUGGAAAGAAGUUGAUAAACUAAAAAAAAAAAGUACAGAAAACAUUCUUGCCACAGCAAUGAAGUUGUUGAUCAUGACUGUACAUUUAGCCACAAUCAUGUAGGAAAAAUGUUAAGUUGCCUUAAAUUUCUUGUCAUUAGUUCUUUCUUGCUAUAAAUUAUGCAACAAGGCUUCUAUGAUGACUUUUUCAUUAAAUUCACUUUAAAACAUCACAAGCCUCAGCGUUCGAGAAGUUAAAAAAUGCGUAGUGACUCUGGUUGCUAUGUCAAUUGACGUAAUCAUCCAGUUGAGUAUCCAUCAUUGUAACACUUUUGUGGUCAACUACCGCAGGGCUCAUAAAGUACUUUAAUUAAAACCGUGUUCAAACCUCUUUGUAGGAAAUCUGUUUAUUUUUGAGUCGAUAAAUGCUCUUUAUUCUGACUGUCAUGAGGUCAACUUUUGCAUAAAUUAUCAAAUCUUAUGUUAAGCAGGAGAUCUACCUACAGUUCGCGGGAAAUUUAACUUUCUAUAGAGGCGCAAGACAAAUUUAUGUUUCAAGAGUCGAGGAUGUGCUUACAAACUAUUCACUAUGUGACGAAAGGAGAAAUCACGCGCAUGACAGUUCAUGUAAUAGUAAUUUAUCAAUCCAGGUCGCGACCGUGUUUGCUCUAGAACCUUGCGAUAACCUCGUUUGGCGUACUUCCCAAUACUUCCAAAACAUGUUGUGAUCGGUAAUUUAUAGACUCAAGGACUUAGUAUUGCCAAGCCAUUCGAAUUUGUAAACCCAAUUCUGGCAAGAUUCUAGCAAACAAACAUACCAAGUAAAUCUGGAUGGAAGAGGAAAUUCUCUCCCUAAACACAGCCAGAUUAUAUUUUGAAGGAUGGUGGCACGAUUAUUCAACAUGUCUUCCAGGUCAGCCCUAAUUUAUAGUUCGUAAGAGCAUAUACUGCGAUCUCCCUAUUUUAGCUUAAGCUUUCUUUGAUUAAACUUCAGUAAAAACAAAACAAUGCAAACGUUCUCCUGCAUAACCAGUGACUCAAUCGAUUGAAGGAAAUAUCUAUUUACAAGUCGGGCAAAUUAUCCCUUCUUGCGCACUGCCAAGUCAGUUGCAGAAAUCCUGGCAUAUUAUUAAGCCUGAGCACUUCUAAGAAUAACACGUUUAGCAUUUCGACACGCAGAAAAAAAUAGGCGUUUGUUCUAUUAAUAUCCUUUCUGGUUUAUCCAGGUAGAAGUCCUGUCAUAUUAUUAUGCCUGAGCUCUUGGGAUAUAUAACACGUUUAGCAUUUCGACCCGUAGAAAAAAAAUAGGCAGUUGUUCUGUAUCCUUUCUGGUUCAUCUACGUAGAGGUCCUGGCAUGACAUUUAUUGUGCCUGAGGGCUUCUAGGGGGAUAUAUAACAUGUUUAGCAUUUCCACCUAUAGCUGAAAAAAAAUUAGGUAGUUGUUCUAUAUCCUUUCUGGUUCAUCCAGGUAGAAGUCCUGACAUGAUAUUUAUUAUGUCUGAGUGGCUUCUAGGAUGUAUAACACGUAAUAGCAUUUCGACCUGAGUGCUUUACAAGUUUAGCAUUUCGACCCGUAGAAAAAAAAUUAGGCAGUUGUUCUAUAUCCUUUCUGGUUCAUCCAGGUAGAAGUCCUAGGUCUGGACCUGGCACUGAAUUAAAUAUCAUUACGUGCUCUCAAUUUCAGUUCCAAUAACUCAAACGUGGCGAGAGGAGCUCAGAAAGUUAACGGAAGCUGCUGGCAUCAAAAGCAAGAACCCCUACACUAACACAAAAAGUUACCAGGUGCCACCAUCACGGCAGGGAUCCAGGCAAGGGGAGAGGCCACCACCAUCCAGAGGACAGGAGCUCCCUCCUCCAUCAAGAAAUGGUGAAAAGCCUCCUUCCAGGAAUGGAGAAAAACCACCAUCAAGGUAUGGUGAGAAGCCUCCAUCUAGGCAAGGAGAGUCCAGGCAGGGAGAUCGCCCUCUUCCACAGAGCCUUCCUUUGCAGCAUAUUGCUGCUGACUCUGACAGUGAUCUUACUGUAAGUGAAGACCUUAGUUUUACUUGCUGUAUAUCUUAGAUGAAAUUAUUAUAGCCUUCGUCUUACUACUGGAUAGUAAGAAGAUAGAUUAAACAAAUUUAGAGUCUAUAAGCAGAAAUAAAUAAUUAAAUAAUGAUAAUGAUUAUGUCAGGUGAGGUAUAGUUCCUAAUCUAAGGAAACAAUACAUGCAUGCGUCUUAAAUAUCUAAAUUUCACCAAUAAUGCACCUCUUUACACUACUAAGAGCAAGCCUCCAUAAUUAGUCCCAAAGGGGAACUUAAGACUUUCUGCAGUGGUACAUAAGCCCAAUUACGGCAGCAAUGUUAUUUUCUUUCGUUUUUGCUUUUGAGUCUGUCCCUGAUCGUUACUGUGGUCUCAAUCUCUGCUUAUUACAAUUCUGUUAUUCAAAAGAACUGAGACACUUGAUUAACAUUACUUUUAUUAUUAGAAACAUUUGUAUUACACUGGAUAAACAGUAUAUAGCCUGCGUAGCAGGCAUUAAAGGAAAAGGGGAAUUCGGGUGCUUGAGAGUGCAUUGGGCAGGCAUGGAUGAGUAGAACGGGAACGAUGCGGGUUAACAAUUACUUAAGUGAUGUUCCAUCAACUUUUGCUUGUUGUUCUACUAGAUGCUGAAUAUGUUAAUAAACAUUUUGCAACCAACUCAUCCUGAUGAUAUUAAAUCAUGGCUAGUGUAUGCUCCAGAAAAAGGUACAGAGUUUUUCUUCCUUUUGAAGUACUGAACUUACAUGUACUAAAGAUCUGGUGUGGUGGUUUUCUUGCAUCAUCAACAAAAAAAAAGAAACAGAAAACAGCAAUGAAACAAAGUUUUGUGAGGUUUCUUACGCUAUGCUGUAUUUAUUUGAUUAAGUUCCCUGCUUGUUAAAUUUUUAGUCCUUUAGAGUAGGCGCUUAUUCGAGGCUGGGUGUGUAUUAAAUUUUUCCCAUUUUCAACAAUUUUAAGUAAUUUUGUUUUGCAACAAAAUGUGUAGAUGUUUCAAAGCAGAAUUUUAUCUAUUCAUUGAAGGUUUUUGUCAAAUACUAAGAAAACUAUUCGGUCUUCACUCCAUUUUUUUGGUGGGGGUUGGUAGAGGGUGGGCAUUUAUUCGAGGCUGGGCGCUUAUUAACUUUUCUUGCCUUUAGGAAAGGCGGUUAUUCGAGCCUGGGUGAGUGCUUAUUCGAGGUUGGGCACUUAAUCAAAUAAAUAUGAUAUCUGCUAUAACAUAAAUCACAGAUGUCAUUGAGAUUUUAUAGCUGAACAUAUCAGUAAAUAGGAAAUUUCAUAUGACCUUUUUUGAGAGCAUUAAUUUUGUGAGUAAUUUUACAUGCCGUGAGUCACUUACUUGAUUUGACUUAAUUGAUUUGAUUGAGUUCUCAGACAAAAGAGCACUGAAAUGAGUACAUACAUCGUAAAUUCUCUAUUAAGCCCCCAUCUCAACCCCCUUAGGGGGAGGGUACUCCCUAUGAUGGCCUAUAUGGGGAGGUCCGCCUGAAAGGGGGUACCUUUUUCAGGCCAGUUCAUGUAUACGAAAGGGUAGAGAUUUCACUAGUUGAAGUAUAUCAAAUGGGAGGGAAGUGGCCCAAAGGGCUAAACGGUGCCGAUUUUUAUGGCUUUAUAAAGUCGAAAAAACGUUCUAUUUUUGUGACUGAUUCCUAUUUAAAAGACAGUGCAUUUACAGCAGUUGAGGGAUAGAAAGUUCUAGACAAGGUAUUCGAAAGGGGCACCUUUUUUGUGAAAAAUAGUACACAAAAGGAUAAGUGGUUGGACCGCGGGGUGGAGCCUCCCCUUAUAAACAUUUGUUGAUUACCCCCUGGGGUCUUAACCAAGCUCCACCCCCCUAUUUUGGAAAGAAAGUUAAGCCCUUUCCCCUUACUCAGCAAAUAAAACAAACUGUUGACUCCUGUGCAGUGAAGUAGACACCGAAAAAAAGUGCUUCUUUCUACAAACACCAUCGUCACUCUGGCAGCUUUACAUUUAUUCUAACUUUUACGUGUUGUGCAUGUUGCUUCAAGAUGGUGUUGCAAUAAUAACAUAUGGAUUUUACAGGAUGGGUAAAAAAGCUAACGAAAUUAUGUAUUUUGAUUUUAAUCAGAAAAAGAAAUUGUCCUGGACAUGAUCCGUGCAGUGUGCACCUCAGACCGUGAAUUCAGAGAUGGAUACAAUGAAGUCAUGAAAUCUCCCAUGUAUGAUGAUCAGCUACUGCAGCAGGAAUCCAGCCUCGAUUUGGAUGAAAUUCAGAAAUACAAUGACGCAAAGAAGAAGGAGAGAGAGGAAAUAGAAAGGAAAAAACGGGAGAAAGAAGAAGCAGAAAAACCAAGGUACUGUAUGUAAAAGACGUUUUUUUUACUGCCAGGAGCUGUCGAACUGAAAUUCAUGAAAAUUAUUCAUCUCUUUUAAUACAUGAAGUAUACAUGAAGUGAGUCGAUGUGUGCUAAUUGUGUGAUGACGAUGAAAUUGCGACCUCUAUAAUGAGACUCAAAAUGCUUAAAGCUGCGGUAAAAGGGUAGAAAAACGGGCAAUGUUUGCGUUUUUAAUAUCACCCACGUUCAAUCCUGUCUUGCCGUAAGUCAGGUUGCUGCAAGUUGCGAGAAUACUGAAUUCUGAUUGGAUAAAAUUACGCGGGAGUCACGCCAUACAGGGAACUUACGUCACUUGCUGCAAACAAGUUUGCCUUGGUCCGGCAAAACUGGCUACGUGUACAGAUUUUUUUUAACUGCUCUCUACUUUCUGCAACAACUUACCGCCUUCUGGAACAACUUGAUUUGCUACGAAUUAUUCGUGGGUGGUAAAACGCUCUCAUCAUCGCUAUUCAACUUGUUUUGGCAGCAAGUUGCAAAAUAGGUUGCACGUUUUUGUGCUUGGUUUACCCGUACCUUAGAUUUAAAGUAGUGACACUCGCUAUUCUUAUCAAUGUUUUUCUCAAGGUGCUUCAGUUAGUGCUUAGUCUUCAUCAGUUGGAAUAUUACAUUAUAUUGAAAAGGUAGUGUGUCGAACACGCGUGCUGAGUAUCUUAUGUGUAGAGUUUCAAAAAACGUAGCGCAAGACUCGUGCACGUGCCAAAGAUUCGUAGACCUCUGGGAUUUGGAGAUGGUCGUUCCCUGAUUGCGGAUCCUUUAGUGUCAACCAAGCUUCCAAGACUAGUUGUUGCAUGUAAGAAUGAGGCUCGGGUCUAACAUCUGUGACUGCUUCAAAAUCCGUUUUUAUGUUUUGGUCUUCGUGAACUUGGCUUUGGAGUCAGAUUCAUGUUCGAACAUAGAAACCACCCCCUUUGUGUUUGAGCUUUUUGUACUUGUCGUUUCAUUUGACCGUUGUAUACACUUAAAAGCUUUAUUAUUUUAACUGAUGAAGGAGUAAGCACCAAAUGAAAACGUCUUAAUAAAAGCACCGACAAAUAUAUUCAGCGCCGGUCAAACUGCUACCGAGCAAUGCCAUCUUCUGACUUAGAUUGCGCUUGUUAUGCUCAUCAGGGAGCUUAUUAAGCAACGGCGACGGCAACUGGAAGGAGAACGUCAAAAAAAGCGAUAGGCUUGGAUGAGCAAAACAACAACUUUGCAUGUGCAUCACGUGCAUUACAUUUCCUUGCCGUCACUGCACGACAAUGACGUGAAAUUCCCUCAAGUGGCGUUUUAUGGAGAGCCUAAACACAAGACGACAACUUUUUCUUUUUCCCUGAAAACGGGGUGCAGCCUCUAAGACUUCAAUUCGGGAACGUUCAACUGUAUUUGAGAUUUUACGCGACUCGGAAUAAUCGCGAGAAGGUUUGAAAAAACGAAGCCUUUUUAAUGAGUGACGUUUUCACUGCCUUAGCCGUUGUCGUUGCUAAAGCUCCCUAUUUUAUACAGUCAAAACUCUCCUCUUAUUAAAGCCCCAUGCAAACGGACGCAUCAAUAUUAGCCAACAACUACCAACAUUGCUGGAUGUUAUAUGUUGCUUCCAUUUGCACGCCCUGUUGCAUGUUGUUGCGCGUUGUUGGAAGUUGUUGUCCAGAGUUUGAAACCAGUCAAACUUUUAGCUAAGUGCAAACGGACACAACAACGCCCAACAUUGUUGGGCCAACAAUGGUGGGAGUUGUUGCAUCCGUUUGCACGUAGCCUCGACUCUGUUGGGCUUUCUCUGACAACUUCAGGUUUUUUUCUUUUUUCCUUCUUUCUUGUUCGUAAUUUCCCAUACUUGUCGAUCCUUGCUAAUUGUUUGAUCCUUUCUCUGGGUUUCCAUUUUCGGAAACAAGAAAGGAUAAUUCUCUUUUUUGUUGGAGACAUACAGUGAUUAUCGAUCACAGCCAUAAAUCUUGUCUCUGCUGACAUUUGUAUAGGUAAUAGCAUGAUUAGUAGUGAUAUUUGGCAUAAAUACCACGAGUGAUAUUUCGAAAUUGUUAGACGUAAUUUCAUGAGCCGUUAGGCGAGUGAAAUUUGAGACAAUUUUGAAAUAUCACGAGUGGUAUUUAUGCCAAAUAUCACGUACAAAUCAUGCUAUUAUUUGUUUAUACUACUACCCACAAAAGGUUUGUAAUUUUCACGUGUAGGUAUUUCAAAUUAAGCUGAAAUACCACUGCUCUAAGCCAAUCAAAUUGCAGUAAUUUCUCAUGUAGUAGUAUAACUUAAGUAACACCAGGGCUUCUGUUUAUACCUAAUACUGAAUUCCUUCGCAGCAAAAGGUUAACAGGGGAAACUCACUAAAAACCUGCCGUGCCUUAGAGUAAUGUCUUUACAUGUAUUCCGUCGUUGUCUGCGUAUUUACAAGCACUUUCUUUUGAGUGUUCUGGUGGAAGCUCACGAUAGUGAACAAGCUCUCUGAUUAGAUUCAGGGGUCAAUUGCUUGAAAUCUAACGUUAGAGGUAACCACUAACAUGUGGCGUUAAAAUACAAAAAAUGAUAAAAAACAAUUGAACAUUAACAAGAACAAAGCAUGUGUCAAAAAUAAUUACUAGACUGCGAGCAGUCUCUUGUUUUUCUUUUCAAAGUUGCUGCACGCGAAACCCACGCACGCAAACCGCGAUAAACGAGGGUGUAAGCCCAAGAAGAAAAAAUGAACAUAACGUCGUGGUUUGCAAUUGCGUCGGCUGAGAUAAGAACUAGACGGAUUUUAAGAGAAAAGGCGGGCUGCAAGCAGUCUAAUAAUUACAGUCGAACCUCCGCUAACGGCCACCUCUGUACAACGGCUACUUUAUUUUGUCCGGGCAGACAGUCCAUACAUUGACUCUUAUUUAAACCUCUCUACAACGGCCACUUACUUCUGUCCCCAAGGUGGCCAUUGUGGAGAGGUUCAACUGUACUUGGUUUCAUUUCACUUAUGCCUUCACCGCCUUUUUUCCCAGAACGCCUCGCUCGGCGGGCUCAGCUCAAGGUUACACCCAGUAUGAAUGGACAAGUCCCGGAUCUAAGCCCAGUUCUCCGUUUAUUGCCUUGGAGAAAAAGAAAGAAGCGCUGACUGAACGGAGCAAACCGAGGCCUGGAACGGCAGAAGCAGAAAUUGAAGGUACUUUCACUGUUUUUUUGAACGAUAAUACCGCUCUUCUUGAGUUAACGGAAAAUAUGUCAAUCCAGAGUCACUCUGAGCUCAAUUUUGGAUAGCUGUUGACAACAAAAAAAGUAUGAUUUUCAGCCAGUCUCCAGCCCGCGCAGCUGGCGGUUUUGUUUGUCGAAAUGAGCGACGAAGCCGCAAGGAUAAUGGGGCGGGAACAACGAUAAACAGGUUUUUUUCGUUAGCGCACUUUCGGCGCGUUUUUCGCGGCUCUUUCCCUCCCUCCAAACAAACCGCCAGCUACGCAGGCUAGUCAGCCUCAAGGUUGGUCGCAAAAAGAAAAAAAAGGAAAAACUAGUCAGUGAAAAACGAACUGGUAGAUAUGUAACCUUAGUGCCAAGUGACGAAGGAUUUAGGGUCCUAUUUCACUGGACAAAAAGCCUUGAACUGCUUUAAUCUCUAAAUGCUUUCUUUUUUAGAAAUACGAAGUAGGCUGCAGUCCCGUUCUUCCCCGCGUGUGUUCUCCCACCAAAGGCCGUCAGCAUCCCGACACUCCGCUCGUCCCCAGACCCAACAGAGCGUGUACGUUCCACCCGCUGAGUGCUUGGAACCCGUUGCCAUCAGGCCACCAAGUCACCAAUCCAUCAAAUCACAGCAGGCGGUUAUUAAAAGUAUUUUGUCAUAUAAACCACAACAGGAUUAGAAAAAAAUGGAGAAUUUUCGUUACCAGAAGCAUAGUCAGUUAAAAAACUUAAUGUUAACGUUUGUUUUACUUGCACUGUAAAGCGCGCGAGGUGGUAAACCUUGUUAACGCAUACAAACCUAUUUGUUUACCGCUGUCCACACGAGAACGACAUUUAUCCGUUUUAUUGACCGCAAAUUUUCGUUAUCAUCGUUCUCUAGCUUUCAUGCGUAGAGGGAAGCCUGGACGGUAUAAACGUAUAAGUGGACAUAGCCUCUGUCUUCUUCGAAAAAUGAGGACGCCUGCCUCAAUUACUUUUAAAAGACCAACAAAUCAUUUUUGACUCUGACGCCCCACGGGUGAGUCGGACAACCGCAUUUUAGCGGUGGAGGGCGCAUGGCAGGUGCUCGAAAGGUAGUUCGGGGUCACUCGCGCCAGGCGCGGAUACCCUGUUCCAGGCGUUCAGAUAGUAGAGCGCGGGAGAAAAAUUCACGAAGAAAAAAUAACGAGAGGAGACUAGAGGGGGAAAGGGGGAGAGAACUCGCUCUCGCCCCCCUCCCCCCCUGGUUUUCCCGGUGUACAACCUAACUCGCUCCCCAAUUACCCCCGCGCUCUAGUAUCUGAACGCCUGGAACAGGCCAGGCGCGGAAAGCAAAGUUUUGUUCACUUUCAAGUUCACGUUUUCAGUAGUUUUGCAGAUAAUACGAUACACCCAUCAAUUUACCAAUCAAAAUGGUCUGGUUUGUCGUCUAGGACCCGCUGCCCCCUGCAGUUUGCAGUCACGUGACCUUCCUUGAGUCAAAAAAAUUGUGUACAACAUAAACCUUACCAAAGAGGGAAAAAACAUACAAUUAUGAGCAAGGAAACCAAUUUUGUGGUGACUGAUAGUUAACAUAUACAAAAAAAUUUCUGGACCGCACGCCUUGCGGUUGAUGUGUCAGUUUUUCAAGCCACCAUUAAAUCUCCAAGGGUUUUUUUGUGUCUCCCUUUCGAGCGCCUACCACACAGCGGUUGACGCGCUAAAGCAAUAGAGAGAUUUAGAAUCCCGUUUACAGGAAACGGCAAACGCGAGACUCAAGUUGAAAAUAUCUCAAAUUAGAAAGUCAGACGGUAAAAGCUGUCAAAAACAUUUUUUUUAAAUUUUUUUGGUGGAUAAAAUAAACGGCAGAUGGCAAGUGAAAGGAAAACUUAGUCACUUUGUAGAAUUUGACGUUUGCCGUUUGCCGUUUGCCGUUUGCCGUAACCGUGUUUCUAAAUCUCUCUGUUGGCAACCCCAUACAACCUUUAAAACCUAGAACAGUUUGAGCGGUCAAGGGUGUAACGUUUGCUUCUUGUUUCUCCCGAGACGUUAUUGCACCUAAUGCCGGGUGCUGCGGAGGUUUUGUUUUAUUGAGCACAAAAGGGAUACUUGUGAAAUAUUUUCAAUACGGAAAAAAUAAGGUUAACUGGAAGUUUGAAAAUGUAAUAUAUGACUUAACAUUUGCUCCUUUCUCUGUGCUUUAGCUAUGAUACAGGUCAUAAAAAAUGUGAGAACGAAAUCAGGAUGGAUUUUCUAGAGGCAUACUUGUUCAUAUUUGGGAGUGAAACUUGUUAAAAUAGAAGGCUUGACGGUCUUGCAGAAACAUCGAGCCCACAUGAACAAUUAUUUUAUCCAGUGGCGGAUCAAGGGGACGGGCCCCUCCUUAUUUUUAGCUCAAUUUGAGGCCCGAACGGCCGAAACACAGUUUUUUUGAGACCGUCCCCCCGCUUAUCCAGGGUCUGGAUGACCAGG